GAGACAUGUCUGUUUUUUUUUUUUGUUAAGGAAGAUGGCGGAUGAGAAGCAGUCUGAUGGAAAUGUCUUGAAUGACGGAGGACCCGAAGAGAAGGGAGGCAAAGGUGUGAAAACUAAGACUGUCUCUUCCAGCAAUGGAGGGGGGAGCACAGGCCGGAGCGCGGACAAGCGAUCUGCCAAACAGGCAGCCGGGGACUCCAACUCACAACCGGCACCGGCCAAAGUCUCUAAAAUAGCAUUCCCAUCAGGCAGUCAGCUGAUCAAGAAGCCAGCCCCUAUCUCUAUCAAACUGGGAGCCAGCAAACCGAAAGAGGCUGCUCCAGUUCUGCCUGCUAAGAUACCUGCAGUAGCAGCAGUUUUCAACGAGGAAGAAGAUAGUGAACCAGAAGAAAUGCCACCAGAAGCAAAAAUGAGGAUGAAAAACAUCGGCAGAGAUACGCCUACGUCAGCAGGACCCAACUCGUUUAACAAGGGCAAGCAUGGCUUUUCUGAUCACCAAAAACUCUGGGAAAGGAAGCAAAAGAAACAGCUAGACAGGACUCCAGAUAAAUAAAUGACAUAUUGUGAACUUUUGUUUUUUUUUGUGUGGUUGGGUUUGAGGGAGGAGGGGGAGAGGGUUUUUUAGUUUGGAGUUAUCACAUUAAAACAAAUGUAAAUAUAUAUAAAAAAAAAUAAACCGACUAGUAUCCUGUCCUUAAAUUAGUUAAAGUCUUCUUUAAUGGUGUGCCUCAUUUUUUCUGUUAAAACAUAGGUAUAAUACACUACAUUAAUACUAUAUAAGUUUGUACCAUGAUAAUUUAUUGACUAAAAACAAUACAUGCAAAUUUGAGGACUCAUUCCAGUUCAUAAAAAAAAUAUUACCAAUAACACAUUUCUGUGCAAAAAACUGAUAAUAUAGAAAUUUCCAUUUCAUUGCUGGAUUCCAUUUCAGGUGAAAAAACUGUUUUACAAUAUUUGUUACCGCUUUAUGUGAACAAAUUUUAACCACUUGACCUACAGUUGAUGCAAUACAAUUCUGGUACCAGGCAGGUUUUUUUUUUUUUUUU
Polyodon spathula (Mississippi paddlefish) is the source of this 1046-nucleotide messenger RNA. RefSeq names its product PEST proteolytic signal-containing nuclear protein-like. The transcript is spliced from 5 exons. Gene Ontology annotation, cellular component: nucleus. Gene Ontology annotation, biological process: protein ubiquitination; proteasome-mediated ubiquitin-dependent protein catabolic process. The coding region runs from base 35 to 553 and encodes 172 amino acids. NCBI's taxonomy places the organism in Eukaryota, Metazoa, Chordata, Actinopteri, Acipenseriformes, Polyodontidae. The record is from RefSeq and is a predicted model, not a curated record.